UGAUUUAGACCCUUAUCAACAUCCCGCCAAAAAGACGACCAAAAAAAAAAACUUUUCACUGUGUUGUGCAUUGUAGUGUUUUGUUAUUCAUUAUUAUUACACAGAAAAAAGAAUCAAUUACACGUAUUUGGAUUUGGACACUACUGUGAGACCCACUUGUAGCUAACAGGCAUUAUAUAUAUUUGCUGUGCUUAUUUAAAGCCGUAAGUAGGUCAGUUGUCUAAUAUGUUUUUUAAAUAAAUUAUGUUUCUUAACGCAGCGGUUCUCAACCUGUGGGUCGCGACCCCCUUUGGGGUCGCGCGAUCCUUUCCCAGGGAUCGCCUAAGACCAUACGAAGACACAUAUACUCUACAGUUAUUAAGUAGCAACGAAAAUAAUUUUGAGUCUGGGGGUCGCCACAACAUGAGGAACUGUACUAAAAGGUCGCGACAUUAGGAAGGUUGAGAACCACUGCCUUAACAAGUCUGAAUCAAAAAUGUCCCAGAUAGGGAGACAAAGGCGAAGAAUAAGAGAAAGAAAGAGACAUUGGUAAUAAAUUUACUGUAAUAGAACCAUGCUACAUGACAAAUGUUUUCUAGUGAUGUUUGAUUGCAUACAUUAAAUGGUAAUAUUUUAUUAACAUAAAAUUACUAACAAGAACAUAUUUCUUUAGUUAUGUAAUAUUAAUGACGAGUAAAGAUUUCCUCACAUUAAGAACACAUUAAUAUCAAAUAAGUAAUAUUCUAAACGAUUUCUCAUACAUAUCGCAGUAAACAUAUUGUGUUGGUGAGAUAUGAGCAUGGAGAGGGGGCAAUAAAGGUGGAUUCUGUGUUGGAGAUCGUGGUGGAAAAGCGACAUAUCAUGAAUAAACCUUGACCCACUUAGAUUAUCACUCUUUUUUUCUGACUCAUCACUUCCAAGAACGUAGUAGAGGGGGAGGGAGGGGGCGGCCUGUCAGGACGGCAUUUAUUUUGCUAUCGGGGUGGCACAUUCUCAUGUUUCUACUAUAGAUGGCAAAUAUAUCUGGUUUGAUGUAUAUUGUGUGUUGUUGCCUACGUGAGUGAGAGGCGGAAACUAUCAACGACCGUUCAUGACUUCAGUCUCUAGCUUCUCCACUGAUAAGAUGGCAUGAUUUCAGUUGUAAGCGAUAAUUGCAUUGGCUUAAUUCUGAAUGAAGAUGCAUCCAUUUAUAGCAAAACUAUGACUAAUUAAGUACACACACAAAAAAACCACAAAUAUUGGGUGUGCUAUAUCAUCUGUAUCAUUUCAUUUAGAAUGCCAUCCUCGCCUAUCAGCCUUCAGCAUCUCCCCCAAUCAUUCACCGAUGAUUCUCUUUCAGGCCUCCUCCCUCCCUUGAUAUCUCCCCUCACGUAAUUCCACCAACAUCACUCCUCUAGAACUCCUUUGAACCUUACAUCUAACACGCAAACUACACCUCCCCCCUCUCCAAUAAACACUGCCCUUGACUCCCGGGACACGACGUUUCAUCUAUAUUCUCUUAACGUAUAGUUUCUUUCUCAACCCUAUCCACCACAUGUGCCUUGCAUUUACCAGAGAGCAUACUUGAAUCAAUUUAUAAAAUGUGUCUUAUAGUUAAAAUAUUAAUAUUAAUGUUUUGGAUUUAUGCAAUCCGGACACUUUGACUCUAUCAAAGGUUUAAAAGGAACAUUUUUUAGAGUGUUUUACAGAAUUUUUGUGUAAUAAUCAAAUAAAUUCUCAACAUUAUACAAAUAUAAAAUUAUGCAUUCUUACUUACUGAGAGCCGAAUGUUUAUAGGCUAUAAUUAUUAAACCCACUUACAGUAAUGCAUAGAGUAGAGAUCGGUCGGCGCAUGAUUCAUUAACAACACAUCAUGUACAGGGACCAACUGAUAUUUUUAAUUCAGUUACACGAAGUUUCGCUUGACAUGCAGUGUGUGGAGGCUUGAGUGCAGAUCGCAGGAAUGUGGAGCAAUGUUUAUUUCAGACUCAUUUCUGUAGGUCGGAGGGAUUUCUUUUAGGCGUUCAAGAUGGGGAAGCAUCUAUCAGCGCUGAAGCUAGACAUAAUGGUGCCCAGUGCCUGCUCUUGGAAAAACUUAAUUCUGGCUGUGACAUCUUGGGAUAUGCUUUUGGCGGCUUAGCCUUAAACCUAGAAUCUAUAUAGUCCAGCUAAAUAUAAAUGUAUGUGUGUGUGUAUAGAUAUAUAGAUAGAUAGAUGUAUAAUAUAUAUAUAUAUAUAUAUAUAUAUAUAUAUAUAUAUGUGUGUGUGUGUGUGUGAAAAUCUCUUUAAUUACAUCUAGUGCUUUCUUUAAGAUGAAACGGUGCCUCUGCAGUCACUUUGAUCGGGGGUGGCGGGGAAGAAGAAGAAAUCUAGGGCACCGAAGGCUCUCGGGUUAAGGUGGGGGGAGUGUCCUGAAAAGGGUCUUCGUAAUAAAAAUUUUGAUGAUAUAAUAUCCAGGGAUGCAUAUUAGAAAGUACCUGAAUUUGGUUUUGUAUCCUUCUAGAUUGAAAUCCUUUAUUUAUUUAUUUUAACUUAAUAUUAACGUCUUUUAUUCUUUCUAUUAAAAUUAUUUAUUUCCUUUAACUACUUCUCUUAAAUUGAGUUAUAAAAUUUAGUCUGAAAAGAUGACGGUACGUCGUUUUAUCACGUGCCCUCCAAGAAAGUAAUGCUAACAUCAUAAUCAUGUUAAACAAACAAUGAAACAAAUGCUAAAGUAAUACUCUUUUAGCAAUUAUUUAAAAAUCUUAGUAUACUAAAGUUUGAUUUUAUUCCAAGGUUUUUAAACAGAUAUAAUUUUGCAAAAAGUUAUAUAUAGAUCUAAUAAAACUUUCUUUUUUUUUAAUAAUCUUUUAAAUGAAUUGCAUAUUUAUGUUAAGAAGACAGGAGAUAGUUACAAAAGGUAUCAUAAUUAGUUCCUUUUUUUCUUUCUUUUUUUUUUUUUUUUUUUUUUUUUUUUUUUUGCUGGCAUCCGUCCGUUACAAUGUGACGAUGGAGUGGGCUUCGGAGGACGAAAUCCACAUGGCCUGGGAUUAUUCUUCAAGAAUUUAUAAGCUGGUUCCCAACAGCACAUUGCCUCUCUCCACGUCGCUGGAAAUAGUUCUUUAUUCAUUAUUUAAACACCGUAUUCAGUUUGAAGCAAUAUAGAUUCCCAAAACAAUUAGUUUUUUAUUUUUUUUAUUUGGAAUUNUUCUCUAAAGUUAUGCACCACUCAAUCCCUUUUCACGCCCAUGUACAACAAAGAAAAAUUCAUUGUCCAAUUUUUUUUUUAAAGUGUCCUAAACUUAAAAAAUAAUAUGUGUAACAUUUUAAAUAUCUGUUAACAUACCGAUUUAAUGUAUUGGUUACUUGCAAUGUGAAUAAAUAUUCAUAUAAAGAUUUUUAUUUGAAGGGAAAGUCCGAUUUACCAUUUCCUUAUCAUAAAUUUCACUUUUCUCCUCAACAUUUUCUUAUGGGAUUAUAUAUUUGAGGAAGCUCAAAGGCACGAGACAGAACACAGACGCUUUAAGAUGUUUCUGAAUCGUUAUAUCAUAAACAAUCUUCCAGAUUUGAGUUGCCUAUGCAGCCAAUUCUAGAAGCUAAAUGAAGGACAGUGGUCAAGUUUUUUUCCUUAUAGUUGACAAUCAUGGACAAUAUCAACUCUCCAGAUUUUUUUUUCUUAACGCUCUUAUUUUUUGCGUAGGAAAGUUUUUUGUGUGAAAUUGGAUGCCGUCUUUUAAUCUGGGUGGUUAUGACCUGCAUCUUCUCAAAAUAAAAGCAAAUAGGUCCUUUCAACCUGGAUAUUUACCAAGAGUACUAGACAAAUACGACGCGAUCGGUGAACAAAUCGUGGAGACGCAAUCACAGCUUGUCUUAAGUUAACGACAGGGAUUUGAUGUUCAGCCUUGUGUAAUAUAUAUUUAUUUUUUUUAAUUUUAUUUUAUUUUUUUUUAAGUUUUGAGACAACAAAACGCUGAAAAGUCUGCUUAAAUUAAUUUAAACUCUACAUUUCACAUAUAUUUUUUUAUUUUUUACAGAUUUUAUUUUCAUCAAACAAGCACAAGUCCAGUAUAUUGACAAUUUACGAACAUUGGAAUGUCUGAAGUGGUCUCAAGGCCAACAUAUAAACAAAGACUGGUGGAGUGCAUUCGGGGGGUAUUCUGUGAACGGACUUACACACCUCAGUUUUUCAAUGUCCUUCGUCACGAAUGGCCUGAGAUGCUUUCAGAGGAGGAUGUCGUAAGAAUAAUAAUUUUCAACAUAUGUAUGUCGUUGUUUUUGAGAUCACUUCGCACCAUUUGGGAUUUUAAGAUAUCAAACACUUUCAACAUAAAAUAUUGACCCUUAAAUAUUGAAAAAUUCAUUCUUUAAAGAUUUUUGCUCAAUUUCUUUUACUAUUACCGGUAUUUUUGUUGUAUAUUUAAUUUUAAUCACAAACUACAACGAUUUCUAAAAAAAUAAAAUAAGGUAUUGUUUUUGUGAUGUUCUUUUCUUAAUGAUUCUUAUUGUUGUAUGUUUCGUUUUUUUGUUACUAGGGUUUUAGAAAAGAUAUGUUGAGAUAAGUCCAAAAAUAAAUUAUACUUUGCUAUCUAAUUUUAUGAAUAGUUUUCAUAUUACAAAAGUAAUUAAUUACUUUCUUUUUAUCGGAAAGAAAAUUUACAAAUAGUAUUUAAAAUGUAGUUAGUCGUUUAGUUAAAGAAAUGUUCUUUAAGAAUGAAAUUAAAAAAGCUACAAAUGUGAAUUGUGUAGAAUAGUCAAAUGGCAUCUUGCUCAUUUGGCAAGCUUGUUUAUAUUAGAUGGUGUUAAGACUGAAUAGAUUUUUAUUUUCAUUUCCAUUUAAAACUAAAAAGAGAAACCUUACCCAGAGGGUUCACCCCCCAAACCUGGGAAGCCGUGAAAUACUGGAUAUCUUGAUAGUCCAUGAUAACUGGUUUGAUUGUAUUAUUGAGAUAUUAUCCCAAGACAGACUGCGUGAAUCAGAUUUAGCCAGGGAACUUUUAACAAUAAAAGGUCAGUUACAUCUAGCUCCACAUUUCAUACAAUGAAACUAUCGAAAGACGGAAGCUAUUAGUGUAUGGAACAUUUUUACAUCUUUUACGUUACAAAAUGGGUUGAUGAAUUAACCUUUCAAUAUAUAGAGUGGACAUAGCAUAGUAUAAUUAUGACUUUUUCUAAUAAUUAUGGCGAUGUUGAAUCAUAUAUAUAUAUAUACAGAAAGGACUAAACUUUUGGAUGAAAAGAUGACAAUAAUAUUUUUUUUCAAUCAACAGACAAUUUAGAUGAGAGGAUGCGUCACGAAAGAGAGUUAAGUACAAAUAAGUAUCAAAUAUAUCCCCGAUCAUUUUACAUAUUCAAGUAUUAAACUGUUGGAAGUGAACAUUUCUAAGGUAGACCUUGCCACCACUGCGUUGUAUUAUGGACUUUGUUAUCGAAUUUCAUUUGUUCCCAUUUAAAAUGUUGGCCCAUCCGUAAAAUAUUGGACAAAUAAUGUUGAUUCUGGCAGAUGUGGAGUUUGGGUAUUCACUGAUUUCUUUGCGCACCAAAUCGUGUGUUUUAUUGCGCUCGGUGUGUCUUGUGGGCCAGUUUAGCUAAGGAACGCGUUUGGCGUCAUUAGGCUUGUGACGUGUGACGACGUUUCUGAUUUGUAGCUGUGACGUCUUAAGUCUGUCUUUGGUAUAAGUGCCAUUCGUCUUCCAGUUGGUUUGAGAACAUUGUGGAAGAAGGGUGUGCUAUUUUAUUCCGUUUAUCUAUAGUUAUAACAAGCUGCGUUAUACAUGUCAUUGUGUUUGAUACACUGUAAAACCUGCUAGAGAGUUGUUAUCCGUGUUUGAUUCAUUGUACAGCCUGAUAGAGAGCUGCGUUAAACCUGUUUUUGAUGGACUGUACAGCCUGAUAUAGAAUUGCGUUACACGUGUGUUUGAUUCAUUGCACAGCCUGAUAGAGAUGCGUCACACAUGUAUUGUAUUCAUUAUACAGCUUGAUAGAGAGAAGAGUAAUAAAUGUGUUUGAUUCACUGUACAAAUUUACACACACACACACACAUAUAUAUAUAUAUAUAUAUAUAUAUAUAUAUAUAUAUAUAUAUAAAGCUUUUAAUUAGGCGUGUAUUUGAUUGUGUUCUGUACGCUUAUAACAGCCACUAUAAUUUAUAAUCUUAAAAUGUACGCCUCUCUCGCAGGAUCAAUCUCUUCCAGCGUCAAGCGUAACUGAAAGCCUGCAUGAGAUAAUAGUCGUGCAUGAUGACGAAAACCAAGACAAUGAACAAGUAGGUGCCUGUGUCAGCAUCGCAGUUCUUUAGAAAGACUUUGAGAGCUGCUUCACUGACCGAUAAUUGGCAAUUUCCUAAAAAUCGCUAUUUAAAAGUAAAAUAAUUAAACUCAAAGGAAGAUUUCGUCUUUCAUAGAAAAGAACAUCUUCGUAUCCUGGAUUGUUUCGUUAUUUAUCAAUUAUUUAUGUUCGGACUUUUCUCAAAAUAAUUUUCUUUGUUAUUUUUCAUAUUGGACUUUCCACAUGGGACUUUGCAUAAGGUAGUCAUAAUGAAACUGGAUUAGGGGGUCAGUUAGGUUCCCUAAUUAAGUUUCUGGCUGACCUUUCAAAUAAGGGUUUUCAUUUUUAGGUUCAUUGUUUAAAAAAUACUUAAGUACGGUAACUAUUUUUGAACAAAAUGUGGUUUUGUUGUUCAUGUUUUUAACUAUAGCGUGCUACCGGUUUAAAUCUUACUAGAAUAUUAUGUUAGCCUUGAAUGGGAUUAUUUUUAACGAUAUUAUUAAAACGUUAAUCUAAGUAUUUAUGAGUAUUAGUAAUAUUACUUAUUUACUUUAAAAAGAAAGUACAGUCUAAAAUGUUUUUAUAUGUGAUUUCAAUGUUGGACAUCACAAUUUUACCACUCUCCAGCUAAUUUUACAAAGUAUUAACCCUUUCAGGCCCAAUCCCUUCCAAUGCCAAAUAGAACUGAAGCGCCUCCGGAGAUUCCGGAAGUUCAAAGUGCCCAGGACCAGGAGAAUGCAUGUCCACGCUGUAGCUCUGUGGUCACACUUGUGCGUGAAGCUGGUGGACCUUACGAGCCUGGGCGGUGUUUGGCCAUGUAUAGCUCUGUAGAGAACACUGUACUCAAUGUGGGCUAUUUGAGAACUCAGGAGCCCCAAUUCUGUGCCUAUGCCAACAAUUCAAACAAGUAAGUAAACAAAUGAGAUUCUCAGAAAAAGAAAAUAAGCAUGAUUACAAAAUAAGCAUGGCCCCAGUAACAAACACACACAAACACAGAUAUAUAUUGAUCUAGUUUAACAACAAUGUAAAUUAGGUCGUAAAAAACGCUAAACAAUACCAGUAGCAUAAUACAAUGUAAAUUUAGGGCUAGAAUUAUCAAUAUUUUACAGAUACAAGUAAGGAUAUUUAUACAUUGCCUCACUUUGUAAAAUCAUAUUCUGAAUUAAACUAAAUACGUAAGUCCGUAUAAGUUUGAGGUAUCCAUCAUUAACUGAUAGAAUAUUUUCACUUUUUUUUUAGGUCGAAUUUUCGUUUGGCUUGUAUGGUCUACGAAAAAUGGGUAGCUCAGUUUGUUAGAAAACCAAGUCAACUAGAGGUCCCUCAAUGCGUUCAAGGUCGUAUUGGAACAAUGUUUCCUUGUGGAAGGAGAAGGCGACAAAACAGGAGAAUGUAAAAUAACACCGAAAGUGAGGGGUCAGUUAAGGAGAGUAUGAACAACUUCGCCUCAUCCGAGACCUGUCAUUCCAUUGAACCAGACCUAAUGGUGUCCCAGAGGUUGACGUCCAAUCAUCACUUGUCCCUGUCUCAACUAACAAAGUAUUUGUAAAGAAAGAUCCCUCAAAGAUUAAAUGGUGUUAAAG
Messenger RNA from Lymnaea stagnalis (great pond snail), 7781 nucleotides. The record is from the annotation of a GenBank genome assembly. Lineage: Eukaryota; Metazoa; Mollusca; Gastropoda; Lymnaeidae.